AUACGAAUGGGUAUAUACCCGACAGUGCUUAAUAUUAUACAACCAAACCUACAGCGUGUAUCGUCCCACCGCCGCGCAGGAGAAAAUUUGCACAGAGAGCAAUUGUUUGCCCAGCACUAUCAGCAUUGGACUGUGGAUUACGGUGCCGGCUAUUGUCAAUAAUACCCAACAGUGUUCCCCUCUGUAUCGUGUAUAUCUAUAUACGGUGUACCUGUACCUCCGUAUCGCGCGGUAUUCGCGUAAAUGUUCUGCUUUUAACCAGCCACUGCAGGUGGAGAAAAUGCUGAUUAUACAGUGGUAGUGAUAAAAACCCGCCGUGUAUGGUCGCGGCGAUUUGAUAAGGAUGAAAUAUAUUUGAUUCAGGGCAAAAUGUUAGCGCGGAUAAUAUGGAUUGUGAGUGGACCCGGUGUGACUCUUUAUACAUAAUACCGCUAUUGCCGGUUAUCACGAGGUUGUAUGGUAAUUUUCUCGCUUUCUCGUCCCGAUCGCUUAUACGUCGCGCCGGAAUGUGGAUCAGCCGAAAGCUGUGCGGAUUAAUUAUGAUAUCAUUUUAAAUUUCGUGGAUCUUCGUAAUUUUGUCCUAAAGCGUUUCCGACGGGAUUAUUGCGUAAUUGUUCAAGAUAAUUGUUCCAGUCGCUGUCGCGGAGGUGGGUUUAUUGACCGAUCCACCGCCAAUAUAAUCUGUAACACCGCUGUCAACAGCGACCUCUGCACUUCUUCACCCCUCACCAUGACCAACCACAACACCAUCCUCCUCACCGAAGUCCCGGCGGCCACGCCCAUCCUGGACCCGACCCUCCUGCUCAGCGACGGUGACCGGGACCACAGCUACGCCUGCCACCGCCGUCACCGCUCCUCCCCGCCGUCCCUCUUCCCCCGGACCCCCUCCGAGACCGUCCUCCUCCAAGCGCCCGACCUCCUGGACCAGUCGCCCACCUGCCGGGAGAACGUCGCCGACGACAUCGAGUUCGAGGAGGUCGUCCCGUACGUGGACGUCUUCGUGAUCUUCGGCUACCUCCUCCUGCAGGUCUUCGGCUACCUCAAGGACCUGUGCCGGCGGAUGGGAUUUGAGAAGAGCAUGAUCGCCCGGGAGGACGGGAACGAGGGCUUCACCCCGCUGUACAGCAACUGGGAGGCCUUCCUAACCCGCAACAUCUACAUGCGCAUCCGCGACUGCUGGAACCGACCCAUCUGCAGUGUCCCGGGGGGAAAGGUCACGGUGAUGGAGCGCUCCACCCCGGAUAGUGGGUGGAGUUUCCAGCUGACCGGGAAGAAACUGGACACGAUCAAUAUGGGGUCGUAUAAUUAUCUGGGGUUCGCCGAUAAGGUGGGUCCGUGUGCGGAGGACGCCGGCCGCGUGAUCAGCACCUACGGGGUGGCCAACUGCACGCCCCGCGAUGACCUCGGGACGCAGCCGGUGCAUGUGGAACUGGAGGAGCUGGUGGCGGAGUUCCUGGGGUGUGAGGCGGCGGUGACGUUCGGGAUGGGGUUUGCGACGAACAGUAUGAAUAUACCGGGGCUGGUGGAUAAGGAGUGCGCCGUGCUGAGUGAUGCACUGAAUCACUGCUCCAUCGUCACCGGUGUGCGGCUGUCCGGAGCCACCGUCAAGCCCUUCAAGCACAACGAUAUGCAGGAUUUGGAGAAGCGUCUGCGGGAGCUGGUCAUACUGGGACAUCCGCGGACGCGACGACCUUUCAAGAAGAUUUUGAUCAUCGUGGAAGGUCUGUACAGUAUGGAGGGCUCCAUCUGCAAACUGCCGGAAAUCAUUGCCCUGAAGAAGAAAUACAAAGCCUACGUGUUCCUGGACGAAGCGCACAGUGUGGGCGCCAUGGGCCCGCGGGGCCGCGGCAUCGUCGACUACUUCGGCCUGGACUCCCGCGACGUCGACGUCAUGAUGGGGACCUUCAGCAAAUCCUUCGGCGCGGCCGGCGGCUACAUUGCCGGCUCGCAUGACCUCAUCGCACACCUCAAAGACACCUCCGGCGGGAUGAUCUACUCCUCGGCCAUGGCGGCGCCCGUCGCCCAGCAGAUCAUCACGUCCAUGCGCAUCAUCAUGAACAAGGACGGCACCGGCGAGGGGAUGCGGCGGAUCCGGCAGUUGGCGGAGAACACGCGUUAUUUCCGCAGUGAACUGAAAAAGCGCGGUUUUAUUGUCUACGGACAUAAGGAUUCGCCGGUGGUGCCGCUGCUGCUGUACUACCCGACCAAAGUGGCCUGUUUCGGACGGUUCAUGCUGCAGCGGGGCGUGGCCGUGGUGGUGGUGGGGUUUCCCGCCACCCCGUUGCGGUUGGCGCGGGCGCGCUUCUGUAUGUCGGCAGCGCACAGCAAAGCCAUGCUGGAUGAGGUCCUCACGGCGGCCAAUGAUGUGGGUGAUAUUUUGAAUAUUAAGUAUUCACGGAUACAUGGCAAGUACAAAGCGGAUAACUAUGUCGAUGCGGAGUAGUGAUGAUGUUGAUAAUUAUAAUGGCAAAUAUGGAACGUGGGUGUUUUGUUACUGGUUUAGAGAUUUGUUUUUAUAUGCGGAGCAGUUUCUUUUUUUUCAUUGAACGAAGGGGCUGUGAUUUUUUCCUGGAGUGUCCUAAUUGCCAAUUGUACAGAGUGGAUGUUUUCUUUUUUAUAAUGGCGGUAGAAUAAUUAUUUUCGUACGUAUUUAUUUUUUCUGUGGAUGAUUUAUAAUAAGAAUAAGGGAUUGUGCAAAAUGACGUGCUGUGGUACCAAACUGAAAACUUCUGGUGACGUGGUGGAAGUUAUACAGGGUCAUGUACUGUACGAGUAAACUGUACGAGUAUGG
Molecule: messenger RNA, 2791 nt
Organism: Paramacrobiotus metropolitanus
Lineage: Eukaryota; Metazoa; Tardigrada; Eutardigrada; Parachela; Macrobiotidae
Product: serine palmitoyltransferase 2-like
Exons: 3
Coding region: 731-2443 (570 amino acids)
Biological process (GO): ceramide biosynthetic process; sphingosine biosynthetic process
Cellular component (GO): serine palmitoyltransferase complex
Molecular function (GO): pyridoxal phosphate binding; serine C-palmitoyltransferase activity
Source: RefSeq, a predicted model, not a curated record